AUGUUAUUUUUUCGUUUAUUCGUCUUUUUUCUUUGUGCAUCCUCGGGAGACUCUGUAACAAGAGCUGACCUUGAGAAUUUGUAUUCAGCGCUAUUUCCGGAAACCAGUGGUAGUACCAAUACUACACUAACAGAAGUAAGACCAGAGCCUUACACCGUGAUACGGGGGACACUGCAUCUGCUGUCCAUAGCUGGACUUGACGAAGUGACCGGAACUUUCUCCACCAUCAUCAGUUUGUCCUUGACCUGGAACGAUGGACGCUUGUCAUGGAACCCUGCAUCACACGCUCUUAUCAAUAACAUAACAGUCAAACAAAAUAAAGUCUGGACACCCUCAAUCAUUGCCAAAAAUCCUGUCAAAAAGAUCUCCAAACUGGGCUUGCAGGAGAGCAGUGUUGUUCUAAAUGAUGAGGGAGACGUCAUGUUAACAAUUGAUGACUACCUGGAAACCGUGUGCAGUUUUGACGGAACUCAUUUUCCAUUCGAUGUGCAGACUUGCAACAUUUAUUUCAUGGCAUGGAUUUACAGGAGACACGAGAUUGAUUUUCGACAAACACAAGGUGACGUUGAUUUGUCUUUUUACUGCGAAAACGGUAUGUGGGAGAUCUUGGAGUCAAAAGCAACGGUGGAAUAUUUUACGAAACAUUCCAACAGGUAUGCUACCUUAAAAUAUUCAGUCAAAGUGAAGAGACGACCCGGAUAUUUUAUAUUGGGUAUUUAUGUGCCUGUACUCAUGUUGAUGCUUUUGAAUUCAGCUGUUUUUAUUUUGCCAACGGAAAGUGGUGAGCGUGUUGGUUACGCCAUUACAUGUUUACUGGCUCUAGCUGUGUUUCUAACGUUAACCUCAGAAGUGUUACCGAAAACAUCCAACCCGCUCUCCGUGUUCUCAUGUUUUCUCAUGCUUUUAGUGCUCACUUCUGCUCUUAUCUGUAUCAUGACAAUAAUAAGUAUAUGGCUCUGUCACAAAGACGAGAAUUCAGCAAUGCCUGUUUGUCUUAAAAGAAUCACUCGUUUUUUGUUGUGUCGAGGCCGGAAGACAGAGAAUGCUGAUGUGCAAGUAAAUGAAAAGGAUUCCCUGGCAGAGUCGGUGAAAAAUUCCGAGGAAAUAAAAGAUAUCUUGAACAAGACUCAACAGAAUGGGAAAAAUGUUUCACUAAAAUUAUCCAAUACCCGUAUAUUGAGGGUCAAGAGUCUCGAGAAGGGGCUAAUAGAAAAUAAAAGUGAGAAAGACAUUUACAGCGAUAUUGGCUGGAAACAGUUUUCAGAAGUAUUUAACAUGGUUUGUUUUAUUUUGACAAUUUCUGUGACGGGUUCCCUGGCGUUUGUUUAUGUUACCGUGGCCGGAGCAAAUCUGUAGGAUUAUAUACCCUAAUUUGGUGUCUAAUUAUAACCUUCCCCCUAAUUACAUAAUUAAUUAUAACUCAGGACAAUGCAAUUACAUGUUAUUGUGCUGCCUAUGGUGAGCUUUAAACAUUCACACCUUCGGGCUCAGA
Messenger RNA from Saccostrea cuccullata (small rock oyster), 1492 nucleotides. Its product is annotated as acetylcholine receptor subunit beta-type unc-29-like. Gene Ontology annotation, biological process: regulation of membrane potential; nervous system process; chemical synaptic transmission. Lineage: Eukaryota; Metazoa; Mollusca; Bivalvia; Ostreida; Ostreidae. Gene Ontology annotation, cellular component: plasma membrane; neuron projection; synapse. Bases 1 to 1356 code for a protein of 451 amino acids. The record is from RefSeq and is a predicted model, not a curated record. The transcript has a single exon. Gene Ontology annotation, molecular function: transmitter-gated monoatomic ion channel activity involved in regulation of postsynaptic membrane potential; excitatory extracellular ligand-gated monoatomic ion channel activity; transmembrane signaling receptor activity.